Molecule: messenger RNA, 774 nt
Organism: Zymoseptoria tritici IPO323
Lineage: Eukaryota; Fungi; Ascomycota; Dothideomycetes; Mycosphaerellales; Mycosphaerellaceae
Exons: 1
Coding region: 1-774 (257 amino acids)
Biological process (GO): glyceraldehyde-3-phosphate biosynthetic process; gluconeogenesis; glycerol catabolic process
Cellular component (GO): cytosol
Molecular function (GO): triose-phosphate isomerase activity
Source: RefSeq, a predicted model, not a curated record
AUGCCUCCGCUUCCUGCAGCACGCGAGAAGCGUCUCGUAGGGACCUCGCUGAAGCUUUACUUCGAUCUACCCUCCACACUCCGCUACGUCGAUUCCGUUGCGUUGCUAUCGAGCGCCGCCGAAAAAGCCAACGUCGACCUCUUCGUCAUUCCCGAUUUCGUCUCCCUCCUUCCCGCCAAAGACAAGCUCGCAAAGACCAGCGUCUGGCUCGGAGCACAAGAUUCGUUCAGCGAGGACAAGGGAGCAUACACCGGCGAAGUCAGCCCGUUGACUCUCAGCCAAGCAGGCGUGAAGAUUGUCGAGCUUGGACACGCAGAGCGGAGACGGCUUUUUGGCGAGACGGACGCGGACGUUGCGAAGAAAGCGGCUGCGGUUGUGAACAAUGGCAUGAUACCGCUGAUCUGCAUCGGUGAGAAGAACAGGAGUACAAUUGCCUCACAGGCAGUGGGUAUCGCUGUCGACGAAUGCAAACCACAGAUCGAGGCUGCUCUCUCGCAAAUACCCGACGACGCCGAAGUCAUCCUGGCUUAUGAGCCGGUAUGGGCUAUUGGGGCAGCUGAACCUGCAGGAGCGGAUCACGUCGUAGCCGUGACACAGAACUUGCGAGCCUUGUGCGCUGGUAGAAAGGGAAGGACCAGGAUUCUAUACGGCGGAUCCGCAGGUCCUGGAAUUUUCACGAAACUCAAGGAGGGUGUGGACGGGCUUUUCCUGGGACGAUUCGCGCACGACGUGAAGAAUCUGGAAAAGGUGAUUGAGGAGCUGGCUGAGCCAUAG